GACGUCAUGGUGGGGGGGGGGGGGUGCACAUGUUGACAGUCACCGUGAGUUCAGCUUCACUUCUUCUUCGCUUGUGUCACUGAACCAGGAACAAUGUCUGUCCGUGUGUUGGAGCUCAUCUUCUUCUUCUACUUCGCCUCUCACAUCCCCAUCACAUUACUGAUCGACCUCCAGGCUCUGCUGCCCGGACACGUGUACCCGCAGCCGCUCAAGGAUCUGCUGAGCUGGUAUGCAGAGGAGUAUAAAGACCCCAUGAUGCUGGAUCCUCCGGUUUGGUUCAAGUCCUUCAUUUUCUGCGAGAGUCUGUUGCAAACUCCUUUCUUUCCCAUCGCAGCUUAUGCUUUCCUAAAAGGUGGCUGUAAGUGGAUCAGGACUCCUGCCAUCGUGUAUUCCACACAUGUGGCCACCACGCUGGUGCCGAUCCUCGCCCACAUCCUUUUCUAUCAGUUCCCUAUGAAACCCCACCCAGGGCCCCAGACUGUGCAGGAGCGCUGGCUGCUGGUCUCCAUCUAUGCUCCUUACCUGCUGGUGCCUGUGCUUCUGCUCCUCACCAUGCUGCUGUCCUCCACAUACAACUCCACCUGCAAGUCUGGGAAUGAAUCAGCCAAGACCAAGAAGAAGAACUGACUCAUCCCCAUCGUCUGCUUUACUCUGAAAUCAAAAGAUAUUUAUCUACAUUUCUGAAUGUCCUGUUUAUAUGUGAUAUACUAUGAUCUGAGAAGCUGUGUUUUGUACUGCAAAACUUGUAUUUUGAAGAAGUGGCAUUGUUAAAGCAGCGAAAUUAGGAUUUUAAAUGUGAAGAACUGAACUCUUUGUAACCACUACACAACUAAACUUUAUUAUGCAACUUUUACGAUUCAUUACUAAAACUGCAAUAAACAAAAGUAAUUUAAACUAAAAA
Messenger RNA from Paralichthys olivaceus (Japanese flounder), 901 nucleotides. RefSeq names its product transmembrane protein 97 (gene tmem97). NCBI's taxonomy places the organism in Eukaryota, Metazoa, Chordata, Actinopteri, Pleuronectiformes, Paralichthyidae. The record is from RefSeq and is a predicted model, not a curated record. Gene Ontology annotation, cellular component: endoplasmic reticulum.